Messenger RNA from Daldinia vernicosa, 591 nucleotides. RefSeq lists its product as uncharacterized. The coding region runs from base 1 to 591 and encodes 196 amino acids. NCBI's taxonomy places the organism in Eukaryota, Fungi, Ascomycota, Sordariomycetes, Xylariales, Hypoxylaceae. The record is from RefSeq and is a predicted model, not a curated record. Gene Ontology annotation, biological process: glycerol transmembrane transport; water transport. Gene Ontology annotation, cellular component: plasma membrane. The transcript is spliced from 3 exons. Gene Ontology annotation, molecular function: water channel activity; glycerol channel activity.
AUGGCGCCUAGAAGAAGAACGGAUCCCGAAGCCGACCUCGGCCGUCAAGAUAGACGUCUCGAGCCAGAAAUUCUUGCAGAACUACCCGAUAAUGUUUCAGAUCAGCUCCCAAGCGUAUCCCAGCGCAGGUCUAACUUACCACGUAUUAUCGAUCCUAAAGAGUCGAAUCAGAGUCGCAGAUCCAACCCGGCAACUACAAACAAGGCCCAACGAGCAAAAGAGGGGGUACGGAGAGUAGCCAACAACGAGGACCUUCGCAAUUACGGAAUCGACAGUGAACCGUUAGGCCAGCGGGAACAUGGCGACGUGGAGGAAGGGGAUAGGGACCCAGAUGAGUUCCGUAACUGGUGGGCCCGUAUACGAGCUAAGCAUCCUGAGCCAUUGGCUGAGUUUCUUGCGACAGGAAUAGCCGUGUUUAUGGGGUUAGGCGCAACCCUGUCUGUAAACCUCUCUGCUACCCAGGAUGUUAAGUAUGGUAUCUAUGAGACUUCAUGCUGGGCGUGGGGUUUUGCUUGGAUGUUUGGCAUCUACCUCGGCGGCGGUGUAUCCGGUGCUCAUAUGAACCCAGCUAUUUCGAUUAGCUUAUACUGA